GGGCGGAUCUUGUGCGCGCUCCCUGAGCGCACUACUUUAGCAGCUGCCAGUGCGUCCUCCUCCCGCUGUGCACGUGGAGGCGGUGAUAGACAGACAGACUACAACGGAGUCUCGACUCACGGUUAAUGCUCAAGUUUAGCUGGUUAUGUGUCGUGCCCAAUGGUAUCCGCGGCAAUACUUUUCUCCCACUGUCCAGAGCCACGGCGCGGAAGAAGAAACUUUUGGUGACUUUGGUGAAGCAGCGUGAAAAUGCCUCCAGCGUGAAAACUAUCUGUUGGGCCAUUGUCGCUGUCUACCCCCCUUUCCUGUGUCUUCUUUUCCCCCGUCCCGCGCUGUCGACAUUGUUGUCACUUUUACAGAAGUAUGGUAGAUAAAGGCCCCCUGUUGACUUCUGCUAUUAUUUUUUACCUGUCCAUUGGGGCAGCGAUUUUUCAAGUUCUGGAAGAGCCUAAUUGGAAGCUGGCUGUGAGAGAGUACGAUGCACAAAAGGAUAAAAUUCUGAAGGACUACCCCUGCCUGACGAAAGAUGAUUUGAACAGAAUUUUAGAGGCUGUAUCAGAUGCUGCGGGCCAAGGUGUAACUAUUACUGGAGACAAAACCUUCAACAACUGGAACUGGCCAAAUGCCGUUAUUUUUGCUGCCACUGUUAUCACUACUAUUGGAUAUGGGAACAUUGCCCCUAAAACCUCCAAUGGCCGUGUCUUCUGUAUCUUCUACGGCCUGUUCGGUGUGCCUCUGUGCCUCACCUGGAUCAGUGAGCUGGGAAAGUUCUUCGGAGGCAGAGCAAAGCACCUCGGCCAGUACCUCACUAAGAAGGGCUUCUCACUGAGAAAGGCUCAGUUUACCUGCACAGCGAUCUUCCUCCUCUGGGGUGUGCUGGUGCAUUUGGUGCUCCCACCCUUUGUGUUCAUGUCCCAGGAGGGCUGGACCUACAUUGAAGGUCUCUACUUCUCCUUUGUCACUUUAACUACAAUCGGAUUUGGAGACUUGGUGGCAGGAGUGGAACCCAACAAGGAAUACCCAACUCUGUACCGCUACUUUGUGGAGGUGUGGAUUUACCUUGGGCUGGCCUGGCUCUCUCUCUUCUUCAACUGGAAAGUGCGGAUGGUGAUAGAAGCUCACAAGGCUUUGAAGAAACGCCGCAAACUCCGCAAAUUAUCCCUGGACGAGCUGCAGCAUUAUAAACAAUCGCACAAAGCCUCGCUCAGACUACCACCCACUCCAAAUGAUGUCAAUAUAUUUGGCUUCCUGUCCAAAAAGCAGGAAGGUUACAAUGACUUGAUCAAGCAGAUUGGCGAUAAGAAAGACAGUCGGCCUAACGGUUCAGCCAUCAAUGCUAUCUACAGAGUCAAAUCAAAAGACAUGGGCCGGUCCCAGAGUUGCAAUGAUGCCCCUGUAUUUAAUGGUCACACAAUCUUAAGUCUAGAUAGGUCUCCACGUCAAAAGAGGCGCUAUAGUUUUAGUGACCGUGUAACUGUGGCCUUCUCAAAAUCAAAGAACUACCUCUUGGGUUCGGAUAGUGGUUUAUUGCUAACCGAAGACCAUGUGGAAGGUGAAUCGAGCCCCGACCCGAUAUUUGAAAACCAGCUUGAUAAAGAUGCAGAUAUAGAACAUGGUGGAGUGGGCGAUUCCAGUAAAAGAACAUGGGACAACAAGGAAUACCAUGCACUCACUAUCCAAAAUGCUAAUAUUACUUUUAUUGAUGAAGAGAACUUUUUAGGCAGUAAUUUGGAAGAGGAAGAGGAGGACAAUGAUUCAAAAGCUAAAUUGUCUAUAACAACAUGUGAUGAAAAUAUUGAAACAAAUUCAAAAGAAGAACAAGGAUCAGAGUCUGACGAAUCUGUCUUUACUAGUGACUGUUCUGAGCACAGCCAUUCCUAUGAGAAACUGGUAGAGGAAUACUCAAAGGAGGACAAUACGGACACAUGACACAGGGACACUACACAUUUUCAAAAAUAUGUGCCAUUUAUUUUGAUAUUAAGAAGAAUUCAACAUUUCAUUGCACUUUUGGGUCGAAUGAUGAAAGACUGCACAGCCAGAGAAUCAAAUAUUUCAGUGAAUGUUUCCUUUUUUGACAUUUCAAAUUUUAAAGCAAGCAGCACAUUUUUCUUUCAAAUCUGACAUUUUAUAUUUAUGUAUUUUUUAUAUGGUUUGCAAAACACAUCUAUAUUUUUAAGAUAUUCAUAUUACCAACCUCUCUCUAGAGUAUAUUUUGUUCACGAUUGUGGAAGUUACAGUCCUUAUUAUUAUUCAUCAUAUUGGUGAGAUUUGUAAAAUUUCUUAAAUGAAGGACUGUGGCUUAUUAAUGGGUUUAUGUCACUAGUAUUGCACAACCACAUCAAAUAAGGACAAUUCAAAGUCCUCUUUUGUCUUAAAAUGCUGAGCCGAGCUGAAAGGGCUACUUUGUGAAAACUUUGAUCUCUUAUGUCUGUCUGCUUAGAGGGUUAUUUUGACUCAAAACAAUAUAGUUUUGACUGCGCUUAAGGUCACCAAGCAAAAAUGGAACAAGUUGAACAUAUUUAGCAUUUUAGCGAGCCAAUGUCAUGCAUGUGGAAGUCAUGUGAUGAAAUGUGAAAGUGCUGUCAGACUUGAAAGUGAAUUUCCUUUGCCUUACAUGUGGGUUUACUCAUAAAUGAGCCUUCCACAUGCCCGUGACUGUUUUUAUCUACACUUGUGAAUAGUUUGCUGCUCGUGGUGUGCUUUUUGGAUUGUAUGUCUGUCAUGAGUAAUGGGGACUUUCAUGGUCAUACUAUUUUCGAUUUCUUUGUUAUUUGCCUCACAGUUGACUUCUGUCUGUCAGGAGCCACGCUCUGGCCUUGUUACUUGUGUUUGUACAGGUCUUGCACUGUCGUGAGUGACUGAAGGGCCUAGGUUAACCUGUAACAGAUCAAUGGUCCUGACAUGUGUUUGGUCAUGGGACGGGGGCAGGUGCACUUAUGUUUCACUGUGUGGCUGUCAGCACAGGCCUUAUAUGUGGGAAUGUUAUUCACUCGAGUUGAGCCUGCUUUCCAAUUGCCUAGAGCAGUGUUUUCCAAGUGAGGUCCGGGGACCCCAGGGGGCAUCAGUAGCAUUGCAGAGAAACCUCUCAAGAUUGUCCACACAACAAACAAGAGUUUUAAAUAAACUUUACAUAAGGUAUUUCUUUAUAUUAUUAUUAUUAUUAUUAUCAUUAAUUAUAAUGAUUAUAAGCUCACAUGAAUGUUGUUUUAACAUAGAAAUUUAAGGAGGAAAACAUUACAUAAUCUUUGACAUGUAGUGUAAAAAAUAUAUUAGCUGGGCCCUGUGUGAUCUUUAUAUGGUGGCCUGUGGCACAGCAGACUUUGGGAAUGGCCUAGAGCAUGCACUGAAAACUUGAAACAGUGUUAUUUUGUUUUGUACAACUAACGGCCUCUCUUUUGCCAGAUUGAAUGACUAGUCAAGUGUAUUUCUGUAGCUCUGUAUAAACAGCAGACCACACUGUCCGAUGUGCUCAGAGGUGACUGCAGUCAAACGCCUUAAAUCUGCACAGCAAAAGAUGAACUUAGUAUUUUAGUGACUCACUGAAGGAGCAUACCGGGCACACAGGGGCUUUUGUUCCUCUUCCUUCAGUAUUCAAGCACAAACCCACCUCUUAUAUCUUACACUGUCUGUGUAAGGGGCCACCCUGGUACUUGUGAAGACUGAAUCCUUGCAUGUCUCUGGAUAACUGAGACACAGUUAGUCCAUGUGUCCUAUAACUUUCUUUGUGGUUGUUCUACUGUGGUUGACUCCAAUAUAUGUGCUUGUCAUGUAUUUUUUAUCAUUAAAUUAUUGAUGUUUUAUGAAUGUUAAGCUGUACAUUUCAUUUAUAAUAAACAUUUAACAAA
Periophthalmus magnuspinnatus is the source of this 3845-nucleotide messenger RNA. It is a transcript of the gene kcnk5a, whose product is annotated as potassium channel, subfamily K, member 5a. The coding region runs from base 364 to 1929 and encodes 521 amino acids. The transcript is spliced from 5 exons. Gene Ontology annotation, cellular component: membrane. Gene Ontology annotation, molecular function: potassium ion leak channel activity. Gene Ontology annotation, biological process: potassium ion transmembrane transport; stabilization of membrane potential. The record is from RefSeq and is a predicted model, not a curated record. NCBI's taxonomy places the organism in Eukaryota, Metazoa, Chordata, Actinopteri, Gobiiformes, Gobiidae.